GAAUGUACGUCAGUCAGUCUGCGAUUCAGCCAGUUUGAUGACAGUUGUUUCGGUCAGCCAUGUUUAUUUCUACGGAAUGUGUAUGAAAUGGUGGUAGUGAAAAUAUCCAAAAAAUUGUGCCAAUAAUUAAUUACCAAAGCAUUGUGCUUGUGGAGUUUCAAUGUGUUUAUUGUGUUAGUGAGAUUUACAUACGGCCGCAAAAAUGAAUUGGGGGACAGAGCUUUGGGAUCAAUAUGAUAACUUAGCCGCCCACACACAGAAAGGGAUCGAAUUCUUAGACAAGUACGGCAACUUCGUGAAGGAACGCUGCGCGAUAGAACUAGAAUAUGCAACAAAACUCAGGAGGCUCGUGAAAAAUUACCAACCGAAACGGAAAGAAGAGGAUGAAUACCAGUACACGUCAUGCAAGGCGUUCAGACAGCUGCUGCAGGAGUUGGGCGACUUCGCGGGCCAGCGCGAGGUGGUGGCCGAGAACCUGCAGUCCAACGUCAUCAGGGAGCUCCACCUGCUCGCCAAGGAGCUGCGCGAUGAGAGGAAGCAACACCUAAACGAGGGUGCGAAACAGAUGGCGGUGCUGAACUCCGCCAUCGGUGGUCUGGAGCGGGCGCGGCGGGCGUACGAGCGGGCGGCGCGCGAGUCUGAGCGAGCCCUGGACGCCUUCCAGCGGGCCGACGCUGAUCUCAACCUUAGUCGAGCGGAGGUGGAGAAGCAGAAGGCGAACAUGAAGGUCCGCAGCCAGGCGUGCGAGGACGCCAAGCUGGAGUACGCGGAGCAGCUGCGCAAGAGCAACGAGCAGCAGCGCCUGCACUACGAGCAGCGCCUGCCGCACGUGUUCAAGCAGCUGCAGGACUUGGACGAGAAAAGAAUAAAAAACAUAAAGAAUUUUAUGUUGAGUUCCGUGGAAGUCGAACGAAAAGUUUUCCCCAUUAUCAUGCAGUGCCUAGACGGAAUGGAACACGCCGCUAAAAGUAUAAAUGAGAAAGAGGACACACAGCUAGUAAUAGAAAGGUACAAAUCAGGCUUCGUCCCCCCCGAAGACUUUCCCUUUGAGGAGCAGCGCGCCGGCAGCGACAUGACCGACUCGGCUCCUGUGCACCUGCCGCAUCUGAACCAUCUCACGGCCGCCAGAGGCACCGUGUCGGGGAACAAGAUCAAGAAGAGGGGAGGACUGCUGUCCAUAUUCAGCUCUAAUAAGAAGAUUGUCGAGGCCUGCAAUUCCCUGAAGAACAAUAUAUCUACGGACGGAAAGGAGGAUUAUUCAGACUUGCCACCAAAUCAGAAGAGAAAGAAACUUCAAGCUAAAGUCCAGGAAUUAAGUAAACAGGUGGCACAAGAGCAAGCUGCGAUGGACGGCCUCAUGAAAAUGAAAGGAGUUUACGAAACCAACCCCACCCUAGGAGAUCCCAUGACUGUCGAAGGUCAACUGAACGAGUGCUGCGACAAGCUGAAGAAGCUCCGCGCUCAGCUGCGCAAGUUCGAGGAGCUGCUGUCCGAGGCGAGCAGCCAGGUGUCCGCGCCGCCCGCGCCCCGCGCGCACCCGCAGGCGCCGCAGGCCACUAGCAUCGGGUCGAACAGCGAGUCGCUAUCCCGCUCAGCCUCUGAGUCCUCAGUCAGCACGGGCACAGCCGCGGGGGGCGGCGGGGCGCGGGCGGCGGGGGGCUCCCCCGAGUCCGGCCUGGGCGGGGAACUGGCUGGGCAGAACAUUGAACAUACCAACGGAGAUGAUCAUGAUCACGAGUCUGACUUUGACUAUUACUACGAGCCGGAUCUGCAGCCGCUCGGGUAUUGCAAGGCGCUGUAUCCGUUUGAAGCAAACGGCACCGGGUCGACGAUGCGCAUGGAGAGCGGCGAGCGGCUGCUGGUGCUGGAGACGGACGCGGGCGACGGCUGGACGCGCGUGCGCCGCCACCACACGCGCGAGGAGGGCUUCGUGCCCACCACCUACAUCGCCACCACGCUGUACGCGGACGCGCACUAGCCGCGCACGGUAUCAUUUAACAACAGUUAUUAUUUAAUUUUCGCGCUUGAUGAAGCUCGAUAUAGUGGGUGAAGUGUAGUGCGUCCCUUUCUAACCGCUGAAUGCGGCCGAAAUAAUGGACUGGAGUGAGUGAGACCACUAUACAGACAUUGUGCAAUCUCAGCAAGUCAAUACGUUCACGUGGCCUAUAAUGUAGUUACAAGUAUUUUUGCUAUAAUUUAUCGUAACGGAAAUCUUUAUUGUUAUUUUUUAUACGUAGUCCCUGAUAUUCCGAUUAAUGUUUGUCUGUCUAUCUUCCUGUUUCCCUGAAUAUUAUCGUAAAAUGUUUACCUAGAGAAUUCCAAUUAAACUGUUUGAAGCAGAAUUGUUUACAAACGAUAAAGUAAUUUAAUCUAAUGUUUGAAGUUUCAUGAAUUCACAGAAAUGUUACUAAACCUUACCUUUUCAAGAAACUCUUAUGAAAUUAUUAAUAGGUUGCUAAGUAAAUAUUAAUGUAACGGUUUGUUUACAUGCUGUAAACGUUGCCUUAAUUACGGAAAUAUAUUAGACAAAAGUUUAAAAUCAUAAUAACAUUCCAUGAUUUAUUUAUUGUGUAUAUUGUUAGUUAUAUGACAUACAUAUUUUCAUGUGUGCUGUAUAGCGGUUUAGGAUAGUCCGUAUUGUAUAACUUGUCUAGAUCUUCAUCGUGCCAGCUGUUUAUGUGUUAAGGCUCUAAUUUCGUACUUAUGAUAGUUGUAUUCCAAGCUUUCCACGUGAUUCUACGCUCGAAUUACAAUUAUAGCAAAAAUAGAUAAUGAUGUUAAUUUUAUGAAGUGUAAAAAUGUAAACUUUUAUAAAUUUAUCUCAAAUUAAAAUAUAGACUCAAUAGAUGUAUGUAAUGAAAAUGAAUGAUAAAUAAUGGAAUGAUCUAUUCAGUAUCACAUGUUGUAUUAUAUAAUUGCUUAUGUUAAUUGAAAUUUACAUAGUUAUAAUUGCUAGCUAAAUGUCGUAAUUAGCCGAUGCUAUUUUCUGAAUAUUUGCAAUACGCAAGGGAAGCGAUAGUUAUGUAUUUAAAAUGUGAGGAAGUAUGAACGGUCGCAUUUGAUUUUUAUAUAUAAAAAUAAAACUAUAUGAGGACAUUA
Messenger RNA from Plutella xylostella (diamondback moth), 3099 nucleotides. It is a transcript of the gene Cip4, whose product is annotated as formin-binding protein 1-like Cip4. Gene Ontology annotation, biological process: signal transduction. NCBI's taxonomy places the organism in Eukaryota, Metazoa, Arthropoda, Insecta, Lepidoptera, Plutellidae. Gene Ontology annotation, molecular function: protein binding. The record is from RefSeq and is a predicted model, not a curated record.